Molecule: messenger RNA, 1958 nt
Organism: Perca fluviatilis (European perch)
Lineage: Eukaryota; Metazoa; Chordata; Actinopteri; Perciformes; Percidae
Product: sodium/hydrogen exchanger 9B2-like
Biological process (GO): proton transmembrane transport
Cellular component (GO): membrane
Molecular function (GO): antiporter activity
Source: RefSeq, a predicted model, not a curated record
AUGAAGCCUUCAGCGUCUGACUCGUCAUGCAUUUCGUCUUGUGUUCACCACGUAACUAAGGGACUCCUCAACCUGCUCAUCACAAAAGUGUGUCUGUUCUCUCUGCUGUUCGGCGUGGUCUGGGCGAUCACAGGAAGUGAGUGUUUACCUGGAGGAAACCUGUUUGGCAUCGUGGUCCUCUUCAUCUGCUCCGUGCAGGGAGGGAAGCUGGUCGGAAUGAUCCAACUGCCCACGCUGCCCCCCUUCCCUCCUCUACUUGGAAUGCUGCUGGCAGGUCUGCUGCUGCGUAACGUUCCCUACAUAACGGACGCCGUCUACAUCGACACCCAUUGGUCCGCAGCGCUGAGGAAUAUCGCGCUGUCAAUCAUCCUGACCAGAGCCGGGCUCGGCCUGGACCCCACGGCGUUGCGUCGUCUGAAGACGGUGUGUUUGCGUCUUGCGAUCGGUCCCUGUCUGCUGGAGGCCUCUGUCGUCACCGUGGUUUCUCACUUCCUGUUGGGUCUGCCCUGGGUAUGGAGCUUCAUCCAGGGUUUUGUCCUGUCUGCAGUGUCUCCAGCUGUCGUGGUACCCUCCAUGUUGCUCCUUCAGAAAGAAGGAUUCGGAGUGGAGAAGGGGAUCCCCACCCUGCUGUUGGCUGCUGGGAGUUUUGAUGCUAUUAUGGCCAUAACGGGGUUCUCUACCUGCCUUGGAAUCGCCUUCUCUACAGGCGCUACGUGGAUGAACAUCCUGAAGGGUCUGCUGGAGGUGGUGGGGGGGGUGGUGGCCGGACUGAUCCUGGGUCUGUUCCUGUGGUUCGUCCCCGGCAACAACCAGGAGGACCUGGUGUUGAAGAGGACUCUCAUGCUGUCUGGUCUGUCCAUAUUCUCGGUGUUCUUCAGUCGCGUUAUUGGUUUUUCUGGAGCCGGCACCCUCUCUACGCUGGUGCUCUCCUUCCUGGCUUCUCUGGGCUGGAAGACCGACAAGGCUCCGGUGGUGGCCAUGAUGGGCCGGUCCUGGGACGUCUUCCAGCCGCUCCUCUUCGGUCUGAUCGGAGCGGAGAUCACCAUAAAGACCCUCAGCCCCACCACCGUCGGUCUGGGUCUGGCCUGUAUCAGCAUCGGUGUGGUGAUCCGCCUGCUCGUCACCUUCCUGCUGGUUCACUUCGGAGGAUUCAACCUGAAGGAGAAACUCUUCAUCUCUGUGGCCUGGCUGCCCAAAGCCACCGUACAGGCUGCGAUCGGCUCCAAGGCGUUGGACUUGGCGAGGGAGGAGGGGGACGAGACUUUGAUUGAGUUUGGUUCGACAGUGGUUACGUUAGCCGUGUUAGCCAUCCUGACCACAGCUCCAAUCGGAGCGCUCGGUAUCGGACUGGCAGGACCGCGCCUACUGGCCCGGAAGGUCGAAGAUGACGCAGAAGGCGGAGCCACGACUCCAAGCACCACGGUUGGUCGAGGAAAGGACAGUGUGACCCUGGAGAGCAUCUGAUCGGACAAACAAAAUAUCAUACAGUACAACCUUCUGUAGGGACAGACAUGUUUGUAAAAUGUCUUUAUUUUACUUUGGCGUGCUAAUGCUGGUUUUUAAUAGUGCCCUUUACAUAGAGAGUGUGGCCAACUGAAAUCAUGGGCGCCACAUUGGAGACCAUCGUCAGAUGACUCUACAGUGUAACCCUAUGGGGCGGAUAUGCUAUCUUGAAAUAAAUCGGUUAUUGUCACCAUAAACAGGAAUAUACAUGUUAUUAUCAACAUUUGUCAAUAUGUAAAAGGCCCUUACAGAAAUAUUCCAGUCUAUAUUUACCUUCUAUAUAGUAAAUGGGCCUCUAAAAUAUGCCGAUGUAGCGAGUGACCAGUCGCUUAAUAAGUCUCUGAGCAGUGUUUACCAUUCUCAUGUCCGCUAGCAUACGUACAGACUAACUAUAGCCAGUUAGCUUUGUGUGUAACGUAACAAAAAUCCACCCAUCUCGUAGGAGCAAGGCUUAA